Molecule: messenger RNA, 897 nt
Organism: Ipomoea nil (Japanese morning glory)
Lineage: Eukaryota; Viridiplantae; Streptophyta; Magnoliopsida; Solanales; Convolvulaceae
Product: protein FAR1-RELATED SEQUENCE 5-like
Exons: 2
Coding region: 1-897 (298 amino acids)
Source: RefSeq, a predicted model, not a curated record
AUGGCAACAGGAUACAACAACAGUGAAGACGGCUUAACAGGGAAACCAACUGGGUGUUUGAUGAACAUCUCCCCCGGAUCAACAAAGUACUGGACCCCACAGUGUGAAGCGGCCAAAACGCCUUUUGAGGGACAAGUGUUCACUACUUUGGAGGGAGGAAUUGAGUUCUACAAAGCUUAUGCCACUACUACUGGGUUUGAUGUGCGGCGCGCUUCCGAAAAAAGGGAUUGGCAAGGGCAAAUCACGUGGAAGUAUGUGUUGUGUUCACGUUCUGGCUUCAAACUCCCUACCGGCCAAGGGGACGGGGUAGGGGUGCUAUCAGCCGAAGACAAUGCCCCACCUAAAAGGCGCCGUGUCACGAAUAGGGUGGGGUGCAACGCUAAAAUAAUAUUUAAGAGAGUAAAGGACGGAAAUGGUUAUGAGGUAUCGGCAAUUGAGGAGCGCCACACCCACUUGUUGUGCACUGCAGUUUCUAGGCCCUUCAUGAAGGCAAACCGGAAGCUAGACCUUGGGCACCAAAACUUCAUCAUCAAUUGUGCCAAGGCAAAUAUCGGGUACACCAAAUCAUUUACACUAUAUGAAGAGAUGGUUGGAGGGUUUGAGAAUGUUGGAGCUACAGUAACAGACUUCGGGAAUUACAGAAGAGAUAUAAUGGCUUACAUAGAAGGCGCAGAUGCCCAAUUAGUGAUUGACAAGUACAUGGCAAAGAAAGAUGUGUCCACCGACUUCUAUUUUGCCCACGAUGUUGAUGAGCUUGACCAACUGUGUCGAAUAUUUUGGGCAGACCCACAAGCUCGCCACAGUUUCAAACUAUUCGGCGAUGUUAUGUCCUUCGACGCCACAUACAGUACAAACAGGUACAUACCACACCCUACACCUACAUUUAUGCUCUCAUAG